This is a messenger RNA of Cololabis saira (Pacific saury), 2128 nucleotides long. RefSeq lists its product as uncharacterized. NCBI's taxonomy places the organism in Eukaryota, Metazoa, Chordata, Actinopteri, Beloniformes, Belonidae. The record is from RefSeq and is a predicted model, not a curated record. The transcript has 5 exons. Bases 80 to 796 code for a protein of 238 amino acids.
AAGUGCAGCAGGCUGCGUUCUUCACAAACGUGAACGCAGGAGACAGAAACAACAUAGAAGCUGCAGGUUCACAGACAGGAUGGAUUUAACAUCACACAACAAUGCCUCCGACAACACAGAGGCCAGCACUAACAAGGACUACAACCAAUCAGAAUGCAUCUUGAACCAGCCAAAAGCCAAUGGGACACUUCCACAUCACAGCACAGGGGAGGCUCCUCCCCCUCUGUCUGAUAGGCUGCAGGACACUGACAACAGUGAUGAGUCUUUGACGGACAGCUCCUCUACCAACGACGUCUCUCGACUUCUGCCAGCUCACUGGAAACAGAAAGAUGAGACCAGCUCAUCAGAGGCUCCUGUCUGUACCCCUCCACAGUCCACAUGUCCUUCUCUUCCACCUUCUCGAUCCUCCACUUCUAACAGACAUCAUCAUCAGAGCACCAAUCACAAGCGGUUAUCUUCCACAAAAAGCCAUGCCUCCUUCAAGACAGAUGCCGCCCAAAUUAAGGAAGUUGCUGGAGAUGACUGCUGUGUCCACUGCCUGCUGGCCUGUCUGUUCUGCGAGAUGCUGUCCAUGUGUUCGGCCCUGGGGGAGUGCAUGGCGUGCGGAGUGGGCGUGACCGGCUGCUGCGAGGCCUCGGACGGCUGCUGCUGCUGUGUGGAGGCGGCGGGGGAGGCGGCCUGCACGGAGGAGGCCUGUCAGGCGGCGCUGGACUGCGGUCUUCUGGAGGACUGCUGCUGCUCGUCCGACUGCAUGGAGAUCUGUCUGGAAUGCUGCUCCAUCUGCUUUCCUUCAUGAAGCGGCCAACAGAGAAGGACGACCAAGUGAUGUCACAGCUGAACACAGAGGGUUGUUGUGGACCGUCCCAGUCUGGUCCGGUUCUGGUAGUUCUCAGACACGAGUUCUGCAGUCACCAGAGAUUCUGAUUAUUUAUGAAAAGUCUGAGGACGUGUUUUGAUAAAGUCGUCGGAACAUUUCUCAACACCUGUUUUAAAAAAGUCGUGGGAACGUCUCUGAGUACGUGUUUUUUUAAUAAAGACUUGGGAACGUUUCUCGACACGUUUUUUAAAAAGUCCUGGGAACGUCUCUGAGGACGUGUUUUAAUAAAGAGUUGGAAACAUUUCUCAACAUAUGUUUUAAUAAAGUCGUGGGAACAUCUCUGAGUACGUGUUUUGAUAAACUUGUGGGAAUGUCUUUGAAGAUGUGUUUUAAUAAAUUUGUGGGAACUUCUCUGAGGACGUGUUUUAAUAAAGUCGUGGGAACGUUUCACAACACGUGUUUUUAAAAAAGUCCUGAGAACGUCUCUAAGUACGUGUUUUGAUAAAGUCGUGGGAACAUUUCACAACAAAUGUUAUUUAAAAAAGUCGCAGGAACGUCUCUGAGUACGUGUUUUGAUAAAGUCAUGGGAACGUUUCUCAACACUUGUUUCAAUAAAGUCAUGGGAACGUUUCUCAACACUUGUUUCAAUAAAGUCAUGGGAACGUUUCUCAACACUUGUUUCAAUAAAGUCAUGGGAACGUUUCUCAACACUUGUUUCAAUAAAGUCAUGGGAACGUUUCUCAACACUUGUUUCAAUAAAGUCAUGGGAACGUUUCUCAACACUUGUUUCAAUAAAGUCGUGGGAACAUUUCUCACCACAUGUUUUAAUAAAGUUGUGGGAACGUUUCACAACACGUGUUUUUAAAAAAUUCCUGAGAACGUCUCUAAGUACGUGUUUUGAUAAAGUCGUGGGAACAUUUCACAACAAAUGUUAUUUAAAAAAGUCGCGGGAACGUCUCUGAGUACGUGUUUUGAUAAAGUCAUGGGAACGUUUCUCAACACUUGUUUCAAUAAAGUCAUGGGAACGUUUCUCAACACUUGUUUCAAUAAAGUCGUGGGAACAUUUCUCACCACAUGUUUUAAUAAAGUUGUGGGAAAGUCUCUGAGGAUGUGCUUUAAUAAAGUUGUGGGAAUGUCUUUGAGGACGUGUUUUAAUAAAUUUGUGGGAACUUUUCUGAGUACGUGUUUUGAUAAAGUCGUGGGAAUGUUUCACAACACAUGUUUUAAUAAAGUCGUGGGAACAUUUCUCAACACAUGUUUUAAUAAAGUUGUGGGAACGUCUCUGAGGAUGUGCUUUAAUAAAGUUGUGGA